AUGAAACCUGAUUCUCCCUACUUCGAAUUAGCAGUUCAGGAAUCCCCAGCAAACCCACCUGCAGCAUGGCUUUGGCAGCCGCCGUCUGAGAUUCUGGGAUCUGAGCUACAGGUACGCGUGGGGGGCAGUUUUGUCUUUCCCCCAGCUGAGAUACCUCUUGACGAGAUACGCCGCGUGGUGUUCGUGGCGGGAGGUGUAGGUAUCAAUCCCUUUGCCAGCAUGAUGGGUUGUAUAGCAGAGGAGGGUCACGAACUUGACGUGAGGGUCCUCUAUUCUAAUAAGGUACCUGCGCAGGGAUUGACAGGUGUUCUCUUCCUGGAGAGGAUCAAAACGUGGUUUGAAGAGAACAAAAUCAGUGGUGAUCUGAAAGUUUUCGAAACUAGUGAACAUGGCAAGCAUGAGGAUGAGAGUGAGUUUAACGUCUCGAAAAGGAGGUUCACUGUUCAAGACGUGAAAGAGGCCGUCGCUGGACAGGAGGAAGAGUCUGUCGUGUAUGUAUGUGGACCAGCAGAGAUGACAGAUGAGAUUGUGGAUGGUCUGACAAGAGAUGAUGGAAUGGACAAGAAGAGAGUCAUGUUAGAGAAGUGGUGGUAG
Fusarium pseudograminearum CS3096 is the source of this 594-nucleotide messenger RNA. RefSeq lists its product as uncharacterized. The record is from RefSeq and is a predicted model, not a curated record. NCBI's taxonomy places the organism in Eukaryota, Fungi, Ascomycota, Sordariomycetes, Hypocreales, Nectriaceae. Gene Ontology annotation, cellular component: mitochondrion. The transcript has a single exon. Gene Ontology annotation, molecular function: oxidoreductase activity. Bases 1 to 594 code for a protein of 197 amino acids.